GUGCAGGGGCUUUUACCAAGUAUGGAUUGUGUGCUCUCUGGCUCCUGACAUGGGGUCGUGAAUCAAGGCCCAGUGGAAGAGCAGGAAAGGCAGGGCCCCUCCCGUCCACCCGAGAGCAGAAGGAACCGGCCUUUGGAAGGCGUUGUCUACUGGAGCGGUGUCAGCUUCAAAGCUCCAGCCCUUCUCUGAGAGGAAGACCAAGUGAUGGCACCCAUGCUUCUGACAGCCUGGCCCCAGGGCCUGAGCCAUGGAAUUGGCCCUAGGGCAGCAGGAACCUGUUGUUUCAGAAGUCGGUGACCUUUGAGGACGUGGCUGUGUACUUCACCCCAUCGGAGUGGGAUGCCCUGUCCCCUGCACAGAGGGCCCUUUACAGGGAUGUGAUGCUGGAGAAUUAUGGAAAUGUGGCCUCCCUGGGAUUUCCACUUCUCAAACCUGCUGUGAUCUCUCAACUGGAGGGAGAAGGUGAGCUGGGGGGCCCAUGUCUACUGGCUGCUGGAAUAGUCACAGACCCUCCAGGCCUCUGGACUGAUAUUGAUAUCCAGGCUGAAAAUAAUGUGACAAAGGAAAUGUAUGAAGAAAAACAUAGUAUAUCAUUUGUACUGCAGGGGGACUUUUCCCAGGAAACAGACUUCUCAGAAGCUUGUAUCCUAGAAAAACAACAGCAGGAAGUCCACCUAGUAGGAAGUAUGAAGAAAAAAAACAGUGUCGUUGAUGGAACAGUGAAAGAUGAUACAAGCCCCAUGGAAGAGUGUUUCUUUAAUCAGAGUCCAAACUUGAAUCAGUGUAAUGCCAUCAUCUCCACAGGAGAGGAGCCCCCUGAGUGUAUGGGAUUGGAGAAACCCUUGAGCUCUGACACAAAACGUAUUCAUCAUGAAAUAAGUAAUUCCAGGGAAAGACCUUUUGAAUGUGAAGAAUUAAUGGGAACCUUUAAGUAUAACUCUCAACUUAAUCAUCAUCAAGAUAGCUAUACUGGUGAAAAGCCCUAUCAGUGUAAGGACUGUGGUAAAGCCUUUAGUGUUAAUGCAAAAUUAAUUUGGCAUAAAAAACUUCAUAGUGGGGAGAAACCCUUCAAAUGUGUGGAGUGUGGGAAAAGCUUCAGUUAUAGUUCCCAUUACAUCACACAUCAAACAGUCCACAGUGGGGAGAAGCCCUAUCAGUGUAAGGUAUGUGGGAAAGCCUUCAGUGUUAAUGGGAGUCUAAGCAGGCAUCAGAGAAUCCAUACAGGAGAGAAGCCCUAUCAGUGCAAGGAGUGUGGAAAUGGCUUUAGCUGCAGUUCUGCAUAUAUCACACAUCAGAGAGUCCACACUGGGGAGAAACCUUAUGAGUGUAAUGACUGUGGGAAAGCUUUCAAUGUUAAUGCAAAAUUAAUUCAACAUCAGAGAAUCCACACUGGAGAGAAACCUUAUGAAUGUAAUGAAUGUGGGAAAGGCUUCAGGUGCAGCUCCCAGCUUAGGCAACAUCAGAACAUCCACACUGGAGAGAAGCCCUGUCAGUGUAAAGAGUGUGGAAAAGCAUUCAGUAAUAAUACAAAACUCAUUCAGCAUCAGAGAAUCCACACAGGUGAGAAGCCCUAUGAGUGUACUGAAUGUGGAAAAGCCUUUAGUGUCAAAGGAAAGUUAAUCCAGCACCAGAGAAUCCACACUGGUGAGAAGCCCUAUGAAUGUAAUGAAUGUGGAAAAGCCUUUAGGUGUAACUCCCAGCUUAGACAGCAUCUGCGAAUCCACACUGGAGAGAAGCCCUAUGAGUGUAAUGAGUGUGGAAAGGCCUUCAACGUCAAUGCAAAAUUAAUGCAGCAUCAGAGGAUUCACACUGGGGAGAAACCCUUUGAAUGUAAUGAGUGUGGGAAAUGCUUUACUUCUAAAAGAAACCUACUUGAUCAUCACCGAAUACAUACUGGAGAAAAACCUUAUCAGUGUAAGGAAUGUGGGAAAGCCUUCAGUAUCAAUGCCAAACUAACUAGGCAUCAGAGAAUACACACGGGGGAGAAACCUUUCAAAUGUAUGGAAUGUGAGAAAGCAUUUAGCUGUAGUUCUGAUUAUAUUGUACAUCAGAGAAUCCAUACUGGAGAAAAACCCUUUCAAUGUAAGGAGUGUGGAAAAGCCUUCCAUGUUAAUGCCCAUUUAGUUAGGCACCAGAGAAGCCACACUGGGGAGAAACCCUUCAGAUGUGUGGAGUGUGGCAAAGGCUUCAGCUACAGCUCUGACUGUAUUAUACAUCAGACUGUCCACACUUGGAAGAAACCUUAUGUGUGUAAUGUGUGUGGGAAAGCCUUCAGGUUUAGCUUUCAACUUAGUCAGCAUCAGAGUGUCCACAGGGAAGAAAAAUCCUAAUGAGAAGGAUAGAAAACUGAACUGAAUCAAGUAUCAUCAGAUUUACCUUGUGGAAAACCCUGAGAGAGAGAAAUGAAUAUGGCAGUCUUCACGUGGAAACAAAUCUUUUUCAUUUUAUAACAUUUUAAAUCAGGAAUGAUGACCAGUUAAAAAGUAACAUUCAAGGAGUGUUAGUUUGUUUUAUACCAGCAACCAAUUAGAAUAUAUAAUGGAAGAAAAUAUCUCAUUCCCAACACCAGCAAGAAAAGUAGAUUUUCUAGGAAUAAACUUAAUUAUUAUGCAGGACCUAUAUGGAGCUCCACUGAGGGCUACAAAAGGAAACAUAAAUGGAGAGAAAGAGAAACUUUGUUCUUGGAUAGGAAAACGCAAAGAUACUGUACCUAAAUUAAUUUAUUUCCCUUUCAUUUUUGACAAUAAGCAUGUAUCACUUUUGUAAAGAAAAAUAAAAAUAAAGAUUU
This is a messenger RNA of Molossus molossus (Pallas's mastiff bat), 2788 nucleotides long. It is a transcript of the gene ZNF23, whose product is annotated as zinc finger protein 23. Gene Ontology annotation, biological process: regulation of cytokine production; regulation of immune system process; negative regulation of transcription by RNA polymerase II. The transcript has 5 exons. Bases 381 to 2330 code for a protein of 649 amino acids. NCBI's taxonomy places the organism in Eukaryota, Metazoa, Chordata, Mammalia, Chiroptera, Molossidae. The record is from RefSeq and is a predicted model, not a curated record.